Messenger RNA from Mobula hypostoma (lesser devil ray), 6113 nucleotides. RefSeq names its product twinkle mtDNA helicase (gene twnk). The transcript has 7 exons. The record is from RefSeq and is a predicted model, not a curated record. Gene Ontology annotation, molecular function: 5'-3' DNA helicase activity; ATP binding; single-stranded DNA binding. Gene Ontology annotation, cellular component: mitochondrion. The coding region runs from base 254 to 2449 and encodes 731 amino acids. Lineage: Eukaryota; Metazoa; Chordata; Chondrichthyes; Myliobatiformes; Myliobatidae. Gene Ontology annotation, biological process: mitochondrial DNA replication.
GGAUAACUAACAGCCUCCUCCCUCCCCACGUUCGCCGAUGGGCCGCGCCGGUUGUUGCUGGACUGGGUUGGCGCACGUGUCCGCCCCCCGAGAGGCCGGAGCAUGCAGGCGGGUAGAAAACGCGCGGAGCUACACGUGACAGGCAGCUCUCCCCCCCGGUGUACACGGGCUCCAUUCGCCGCCCUGCCCGCGGCUGCCUUGGCUGGGCAACGUUGUGUUGUAGAAAGUUCCAGUGCACGGGAAAUCCGGCACCAUGCUCUGCUUGCAUCGCUGCACCCACAGAGUUCUUCCCAGCCUCUCAAGAGGGCUGUCUCCCUGGCAACGAGGUUGCACUGCAGUGGCGGUUGCGUGCCAGCGACCGGCUGGGCAGCCGAAGUGGCGGGGCGUCCGGUGGGGGCGUCCGGGAUCCGCGGCCCCCCUGAGCACCGCGACUCCCUUCGGUUUCUGUAACAGCAGCCACCCCGGCAGCAGGAGUUCCAGAGCAGAGGCUGACCCUUCCCCCCCAGUAGUGACCGUGACCAAGAUCCGGCAGUACCUCCGGGCCAAGGGCAUCCCCUUCCACAACGGCUACUGCUGCCUCCACGUCCCCAGCCUGUUCGUGGGAAAGGUACUGGGCUCGGCUGGGGAGGAGAAGGAGACUUUCUCCCUGUUCAUCGACAAGACCACGGGGCAGUUCCUGUGCAAGAGCACUCUGCUGGAGGGCAGCUGGGAGGACUUCCAGGACUGCCUGGAGGUAAUGCAGAAGGAGGGGUUGGACAGCCUGGGCCCAGAUGUCCUGCUGAAGGUGCCCAAGAGCGAUUGGGAGCUCAGUGCCCAGGAGAUGGACCAGAGGGAGGUGCAGCAGAUCUGGACCAACACCACGGCCUUCCCCGACAUGGAGGAGGAGGAAGUCCGGUUGGUCAAAGCCAUGUUUGGCAUCUCCAAGGUCACCAACCGGACACUGAAGGAACUGGAUGUGAAGUACUUCAGGCCCACCAGGAGCUUGGUGUUUCCCUGGUUCAGCUGGAGGGACUUGAAACUGAGGGGGGUGAAGCUGCUCUCGGCCGAGCAGAACAGCGAGACGGUGCACUACAUCACCACCACCCUGCCUAAGCCAAGUGAUUACAACAACCUCUUCGGGCUCCGCCUGCUGACCGGGAAGGACACUACCCUUGUCCUGACGGGAAGUGAGACUGACUGCCUGGCCAUGGUGUCUGCCACGGGAAUGCCCUGCGUCUCCUUGCCCCGGGGCGUCAGCUGCCUGCCCCCGGCCCUCCUCCCCUACCUGGAGCAGUUCCGGAAGGUGGUGCUGUGGCUGGGAGACGACGUCCUGUCCUGGGAGGCCUCCAAGAUCUUCGCGCGCAAGCUGGGCGUGAAACGCUGCUGGCUGGUACGGCCCGGCGAGGGCCAACCCUGCCCCUUCAAGGCCCUGGCCGCCGACAUCAACCUGCAGAAGAUCGUGAAGGGGGCCGUCUCCGCCAGCCACAAAUCCAUUGUCUCCUUCCGGCAGUUGCGGGACGACGUAUUCGGGGAGUUGGCCAACGCCGACCAGAUCUCUGGCGUCAAGUGGCAGCGGUUCCCCGAGCUCAACAAGAUCCUCAAGGGCCAUCGCAAAGGGGAGCUGACGGUGUUCACAGGUCCAACAGGCAGCGGGAAGACCACCUUGAUCAGCGAGUGUGCCCUGGACCUCUGCAUCCAAGGGGUGAACACCCUGUGGGGAAGCUUCGAGAUCAGCAAUGUCCGGCUGGCCAAGAUCAUGCUGACACAGUUUGCGAUGCAGCGCCUGGGCGAUCAGCUGGACAGCUACGACAAGUGGGCUGACAAGUUCGAGAACCUGCCUCUGUUCUUCAUGACGUUCCAUGGGCAGCAGAGCAUUAAGUCAGUCAUCGACACUAUGCAGCAUGCGGUCUACAUGUAUGACAUCACCCAUGUCGUUAUAGAUAAUCUACAGUUCAUGAUGGGGCAGGAAUACCAUUCUGUUGACAAGUUUUCUGCACAGGAUUACAGUAUUGGAAUGUUCCGGAAGUUUGCCACGGAGAACAACUGCCACGUGACUCUGGUCAUCCACCCAAGGAAGCAAGAAGAUGAUAAGGAGCUGCAGACAGCUUCCAUCUUUGGAUCAGCCAAGGCCAGCCAGGAGGCCGACAAUGUGCUCAUCCUUCAGGACAAGAAGCUGGUAACAGGCCAAGGGAAGCGUCACUUGCAAGUAGUGAAGAACCGCUUCGAUGGAGACCUGGGUGUCUUCCCGCUGGAGUUUAAGAAGGCCUCGAUGACUUUCUCUGUUGUCAAGAGCAAGUCCAAGAUGAAGAAGAUGAAAGAAGAGGAGGAGGAGGAGGAGGAAGAGGAGGAGGAGGAGGAGGAGGGUGGCACCACAGCGGUGAAGAAGCCUGGCAAAUCCACCAAGUCCCGAGAGAAGAAGCCUGGCAAAUCCACCAAGCCCUUGGAAGAGCCUUUGCCUCCCCAGGAGUAGUGAGCAGGCUUGUGGGCUUGGACUGCGCCCUGUGCACCAUCUCGUCAGCUGCAGUGACGAAAAUCACCUCUGCCUUCGUGCUGGGACUAGCGGGAAGCUUAACAGGUUUUCAGCGUGAAGCAGGAUCUCAGACCCAAGAACAGCAAAGACUGGUUGUCCAGCAGCUUACUGUUGGUGAUGUUGGAAAUGAAGGGACUUUCAAAAUAAACUGAAGCACUGUGAAUUGUUUAACAGGCAGCGGUCACUCGCCUGGUCAUGUGUGGUGUGGACUUUAAAAUAAUCUAGGCACCCCUCCUGAACAUCUCACUUGACGGGCGGCAUUUCUCAGUGAUAGGAUUUGCACAGCUCAGCCUCCGGACCUCCCAAGCUGUUCUAUCCUGGUGAAUUACCAGUGAUUUAUUGUCACUCUUGUUCUUGUGCCCAGUUUUGUGUUGGUUGCUCCAUAAGCAUUAACAGAGGGUAGUGGUCAAUGACUAGUCUGUGACUAGUGGUGUUCCACAUGGGUCCUCUGCUAUUUGUGAUCUAUGUAAGGACUACAAUGAAAAUGAGGACAGGUGUGUUAGUAAGUCUGCAGAUUAUUGAUGUUGUGGAUAGCAUAGGAAAAUGGCAAAGAAGCCAUAGCAAACCUGGGCCAAGAGAUGGCAGAUGGAGUUUAACCCAGCCAAAUGCUAGGUAUUGCACUGUGGGAGAUCAGAUAUAAGGAGAGUGUACACGGUUAAUGGCAAGAGCCUUAACGGUCUUGAUGUGUAGAGAUCUUGGGGUCCAUGUUCAAAGCUUUGUGAAAGUGGCUACAGAGGUUGAUAGAGUGCUUAGUUUUAUUAGCCAAGGAAUUGAUUUCAAGUUGGGAAGUCGCAGCUUUAUAAAAUUCUGAUUGGGCCACAUCUGGAGCAUGGUGUUUAUUUCUGGUGCCCCAUCACAGGUAGGAUGUGGAGGCUUUGGAGAGGGUGCAGAAGAGGUUUACCUGGAUGCCGUCUGGGCUAGUGGGCUUGGAAAGGUUGGAUUUGUUUUCACUGGAGUGCUGGUGGCUGAGGGAAGAUCUAAUAGAGGUUUAUGAGAUUAUAGAGUAGAUGGACUAUCUUUUUCCCAGCGUUGAAGUGUCUAAUACCAGCGGCAUGCAUUUUGGGUCAGUGGAGUACUUUCAAAGGUAUUUGGGACAAGUGUUUUACACAGAGGGUGAUGGUUGUGCUACCUGGGGUGGUGGUGGAGACAGGUACAAUAGGGAUGUUUUAGAUUGGCAGAUGAAUGUGCAGGAAAUGGACACUGUGUAGACAGAAGGCACUAGUAGUUUGAUGCAACACCACUGGGUCUGUUCCGGUGCUCUACUGGUCUGUUCUCUGUUUGCUCUACCUGAAGUGAAGUUGACUGAGGGCUGAUUAUCGGGCCAAGAUCGAGGGGCAAGCUCCCCUGAAUAAUCUUCUGGGGAGACUUGCUUUUCUCUGAGCUCUGUAAGAAGCAGAUAUCUUUUCUGGGGUCGCCAGUGUUGGUUGUCCUGGAGGUGUUCGAUGUAAUUGCCCACCUUCGGCCUGAAGCCGUGCUUUGUCUAGACUGACAGAAGAGUGCAACACGGAGUAGGCCUUUCAGCCCAUCAUGUCCAUGCUGACCAUGACGCCAAUUGAGUGCCACGUGGUCUAUAUCCUUCCUCACCCUGCAUGUUCACGUGUCUGUCUAAAUGCAUCUUAAACACUUGUUGUUUCUGUUUCCACUGCUCUCCCGGCUAGUUUGUGUCAGGCACCUCCCACUCUGUGUGAAACAAAAACUAGCCUAGUAAAUCUCCUUUAAACUUUCCUCAUUUCACCUUAAAAAUACCCCCCCCCCCUUAGUGUUUUACAUUUUUAUCCUGCGGGGUAAGGACUGCCCUAUCUUGGCCUCUCAUAAUUUCAUAAACUUUCAGGUUGCCUCUCAGCCUCCGAUGCUCCAACAACAAUCCUGUUUUGUUCAACUCUUCUUUACAGCUGAUGCUCUCUAAUCCAGGCAGCCUCCCAGUGAACCUCCUCUGCGAUCUCUCCAAAGCCUCCGCAUCCCUCCUGUUAAAUGGCAACCAGAACUGCACACAGUACCGUAAAGUCCCACCAACUGGGACAGUAGUUCCCUCUGAGCCACAUUCGUGAAGCAGUCUAGCUCACGUUGCUUCUGAUCUCUGCAGUUAGCGGUCUAAUGUAUCAGCUUCAGUCUAGCAACCAGCUUGUGGUGUUUGCCUUGCUGGCACUGAGACCUGAUCAGUGCAGUCUUGAGGGAUUUAUUUUGUUCAUGACAACUCUUUUUAAAAAAGGUCUCAGCCCCAAACGUCGACAGUUCUCUCUUUUCCCAGUCUGCUGAGUUCCCCUGGUAUUUUGUGUGUAUUGCUUUGGAUUUCCAGCAUCUGCAGAUUUGCUUGUGUUUGAUCUUUUGAAAUGCAUUAGAUACAAGGGACUGCAGAUGCCGGAAUCCGGAGUAACAAACAAUCUGGUGGAGGAGCAGCCGGGGGUAGAAAGAAAUUGUGGAGUUUCAAGUUGAACCAAGCACCAGGACUGAGAGGAGAGGGGAGAUGGUCUGUCUAAAGAAGCAGUGGGGCGAGCGGGGUGAAUGAGAAGGGCCAAAGGUGACUUGUGGAUUGAAGGGUUGAAAAGGAUGACAGUCAGAUGGAGACAGGUUGGGAGUGGAGUUGGAUUAAAGAUGGAGACAAAGAAGAGAGGCAGGUGGGGAGAGGGGAGACUGAAGGUGGAGAUUUCUACUGGAGGAUGAUGGGCAGGAAUACAAAGAGCUAUUGGUGCUGGAAUCUGACAAGACCAUAAGCCAUAGGAACAGAAUUAGGCUAUUCGGCCCAUUGAGUGUGCUCUAUCAUUUCAUCGUGGCUGAUUCAUUUUCCCUGUCAAUCCCAUUCUCCCGCCUUCUCCCUGUAACCUUUGACUCCCUAGAACCUAUCAACCUCUGCUUUAUAUAUACCCAAUGAUUUGGCCUCCACAGAAUCUGUGGCAAUAAAUUUCUUUAUGCUCUGGCUAAAGGAAUUCCUUUCACAUCUCUGUUCUAAAGAGACAUUAAUGUAUUCUGAGGCUGUGACCUCUGAUCCUAGACUCUCCCAUUAUAGGAAACGUCCUCUCCACAUCCACUCUAUCUUGGCCUUUCUGGUCUAACUAGUUAAGUAAGGAAGGUGAUAAUAGAAAUUAUCGGGGGAAGAGGUGAAAGGCCGAUAGAAUCAGAAUCCGAUGGUGGUUGGCAUUUUGGGGGUGUGGGGUGUGGAGUAAGGCUGUGGGUAGCAGGUUGAUAGAAUGAGAAGGGAGACAAAACUCGCUGAAGGGGGGAAUGUUGAAGAGGACUGGGGGAGGAUUGGAAAGAGGGGGUGGGGUUACCUCCCAUUGGAAAAUUCACUGUUUAUACCGUUGGGCUGCAGAUUACUCAGAUAGAAAUAGGAGAUGAUGUGCCUCCUGUUUGCAUUGGCAGUGGAGAAGAUGAGGAAGGACAGGUCAGUGCAGAGGGUAGCUAUGUCACUGCAAUAUGAAUUCUGAUAUUAUUUAAUACUGUAUAUAACUUUUUAAAGUGUCAGAGUAUAAAAUGUGCUGCUAUUUUAUAGUUAAAGUACAACUCCUUAUUAGAUUAUUUUACCUGGAGUUGUAAAAACAAGUACUUUUAAUAAUUGGAUAUUUGGAGUCCAUGCAUUUCUGAUGUUAUAUUUUAUUAUAAAGUAGAA